GGGAGCUGCUUCCUCAUGUCGAAGCAGGGGCAGUACCACGACACGGAGGGCCACAUCGAGGGCCCCAAAGACCCGGGGUGUCUGCGGGUACAGCCCUCGGGCCCCUACGCAGGCGAGUAUGAGGUGCGCUACCAUGGCCAGAUGCGAAGCGCAAACAUGAUCGUGCACUGCAACAGCUCCGUCAGCCAGCCUGGUGUCUUGACAGACUUUCAGAAGUACGAUCCCCGGAAUUUGAACUUCCACAUCGCGGACACGCCAGCGACCCAGUGCCUGCGCAAAAUGCCCCGGUCCACAGUGUUCAUCUUCAACACGCAGGACCCCAGCAAGUUCGAGUGCUUGCAGCAAGACGGGAUGACGAAGCUGCUCGGCAGCCGCUACUACGCCUCUGGUCAGCUCUUCGGAGACGUGGAGUACCAUCUGAUCAAGACUUUCAGUUGCGCCUACGAGGUGCUCAACGGGACCAACGAGACGGUCCUGACGGAGACGAUCAACGAGAUCGCCAGCGACGACGACGAGGUGGGCGACGAGGAGGCCGAGGAUCUCGAGGCCCCGGAAGGUCAGGGCGAGGCCGAGGCGUUCACGGCAGAGGAUGCCUCGGAGGGCACUGCCGAGCCGGCCGCGGCGGCCGAGAGCAGCGAGGACGACGAGGACGACAAGGGCGACGAGGGCGACGAGUACGACAAGGGCGUCGAGGACGACGAGGACGAUGAAGGCGACGAGGGCGACGAGGACGACAAAGGCCUGCGUGCCGGGCCCAUGAGGUGGGCGCUGGCGUGGCUGGUCGCCGCCAGCGCCGCGCACGCGGCCGGCUGGCGCGGCGGCGGCUCCACCAGCCUGCAGGUGAGGCUGAAUCGCACCUACUCCGCGCUGCCGCGCGGCAGGGGCGGCCUGCCCGGGGCCAGCGCCGUGCGCUACUUGGCGCGCCGCUACCUGAGGGCGGAGCACGGCUGGGUGGCGAAGGGGCUCGACCUGGCACCGCUGGGCGGCCGGGGGAACGCCAGCGCGCUCGCUGCAAGGCGGGCGUCUGCCGUGCUGAGGAUCCCUGCUGGGCUCCCUGAGGAGGGGCGCAGCGCCUUGCGUGCUGGGCUUGCAGAGGCAUCCGAGCAGGGCUUUACCCUGGAGGCGGCAGCGGGUUUCGUGGGGGCCCUCGAGCAGGUCCUGGUGGACGCCUCCAUCUCCACUCUGCGGCGCGCCAUCAAGAUAGCGGCAGGCUUGCAGGUCCCGGGCAGCAUGCUGCAGGGCGCGCUGUGGAUCUAUGGCGGGCUGAUCAAAGGCGGCUGGGAGCUGGAGUCUCAGAUCAUACGCGCCAAAGAUAAGGAUACGAUGCAUGAGCGAUUCACUAAGAGCAUGCGGGCCUGGGACCGGGAGUUCCAAGACAUGUUGGAAAGGAGUGUGGUGAAGGUGGUGAAGCAUGUCUCUGGUAAGCCUGGCUCCAUGUACGAAAAGGCGUUGAAAGGCGCCCGGCUUCUGCAGAUGCAGAUCGCACACUUCACGGCCAAGCAGUGCAGCGUGUUCCGCUCCACGCUCUCGAAGCAGGACACGCGGGGCACCGGCCAGGUGCGUCUGGCCGGCGCCUGGGGAACGACCGUGCACACGUGGGCCGUGCACGAGACGCCCGAGUACCUGCGCAGCCUAGGCGCCCUCGCCGAGAGGGGGGCCUACGGCGGAGGCCCAGGCCUCCUCAUCCCGAACUACGUCUCCUCCAUGAGCAGUUGCACGGAGCCCGCGCCCCGCCAUGUCCUGGUCUGCUGCCCCGACGAGUGCGAGGAGGAGGUGCUGCCCAGGAUCGAGGCCCGCGCCCACGGCCCCCGCGCCUCCCCCGGGAGCGUGUGGGCGGCGGUGCGGCCGCUGCUGAAGGGCUCGCCCGCGGCGGCAAGAGAGGCCCUCCGCUCCGAGCUGCGGGCCCUGGACCAGGGGCCGAACGGCACGGGCGUCGCCGUGCACGGGCGGCCCCUGGGGCGCUGGCUGCACAGGGCAUUCCCGGAUAGGUGCAGGAUGCCUCUGGCCACGAGGCCCCUCGUGGUGGACCCCGCCCUGCUGCCCUCCGCCGCGCAUGCGGCGGGCAGGUUCGUGGCCGUCGGCGCCGACGAUGUGAAGGGGAUCAAGAGCCACCUGGAGGCGCGGUGGGGCACCGACAGGACGGGAGGAAACCCCGCCUCCUUCGCCUGGCGGAGCCACUGGACCUUGCAAGAGGAGUUCGUGCUGCUCAGCGGGCUCCUCAGGGCGAGGAGGAAGCUGAGGGACCCCGACGACGACGACAACGACGACGAAGGCCCGCAGGUGGCCGAGGCGCUCGAGGACGCCCUGAACGUGCGAGUCCUGGCCGCCACCGCCGAGACGGGCUCCGUGGAGCACAACCUAGCGUACCACCUGCUUGCCGCGGUGGCGGCAGUGGGCGGAUCCCCUGUGUUCUCUCUCAGCCUGCGCGUGAUGCUGCGCAUCCUGAGUGCCAUCGUGAAUGCCGUGCUGCUGCCUGUGGUCGCCGGGCUCUGCUGGAUACUCUCGUCGAUCUAUCGGCGGACCGCCGCCGCCAUCGCAGCCACCCUGUCGGCCUUGGCGGCCACGUGGGAGGCAUUGCGAAGGCUGGGCACCGCAGCCGCGAGCCUCCUGCGCCGCCCUGACUCCGCGAAGACAGACCCGAAGCCACGCGAGGCCAGGCAGGGGCUCUCCUCCAAGGCGCCGCGGGACGCCACGCAACAGCAGCCGCAGCCGCAGCCCAGGAAGCCCCCAGCGCCAGCGCCGGCGCAGCCGGAGCAGCCCGCGAGGCAGCUGCCGCAGGAGCCCGCGGCACCGCAGCCGCAGGACCCUGGAGGCGUAGCCUCGGGCGCAGACGAGGAGGUUCCGCUGCCCUCCCAGCAGGCGGGCGCGGAGGCGCCGCAGACCCGCCUGGAGCCCGCCGCCGCCUCGGCGCCGCCGGCCUCGGAGCCGGCCUCGGAGCCGGAGGCGAGGGCAAACCCGUCGGCGAAGAGGUCGUCCUGGGCCGACAUGUACGACAACGAGAACGAGCCCCCGUGCCCGGCGAUGUGGGCGGCCACGGAGCCCGCAGAGCCGCCCGAGCGGCCCCGAGGUUUGCAGCUGGUGAGCGCGCUCGUGAGGGGAGAGCCAUCAGCCCGGAGGUGGCAAAAGCCAAAGGCGAAGCCGGUGCCCUCGCCAGCGCCGGCCCACGCGCCGCCAGCUGGAGCGCCGCUGACAGGAGCCCGCGCACAUUUCGCGCCGCCCACGCCGCCGCCGAGCAAGCCACCCAGCCGGGGCAUCGGCCUCGUCAAGGGCCUCUUGGGGAGUAGGCCCCAGCAGGACACUGAGCCGCACAGCGGGCUGGUGCAUGCUGCAGCCCCGGUGGCCCCACCCACAGCCCCUCCGAGCGACGCGCCGCAGCUGCGAGCGCUGUCUCCUCGGUUUGCCACGAGUGCGCUGCGAUGGCGACCACAGAACUCUUUCGGCUACAUCGUGGGCGAGAAGUCCGCCAACGGCGAGCAAACGGCGGCACAGGAGCCCUGGGUGGCCGCAGGCACUGUCGAAGCCCCAGCUCCGGCGGCGGCGCACGGCGUUUCCAAAGGACGGUGGCCUGAUGGCAGUCGCGUCCUGCCGAGUCCGCCUUUGGGCCCAGCUCCAGCGGCGCCGGCUUGGGAUCGCAAGGAGGCCGAUGGCAACGGCGAAGCAGGCCGAGGAGUAGGCAGCGUUGGUGGAUCCAGGAGGGCUGAACAAGGCAGCGCCGCGCCGAAGCAGGCGGCCAUCACUGAGGCGAGGGCCGCGAGUGGCGACUCUCUACAGGACGCGUCCCACCCUCUAGGCGCCUGGUUCCGGCGGCGCGUAUUCGAGCUGAGAGUGAUGGUGCCCAUGGGCCCUAUGGAGCUGCUAGGGGUGCUAGAGUCACUUACAGACGACCAGCUGGCGCCGCCCUAUGCCGAGGCCAAGAUGUGGCUAGGGCUCGACGAGAGUGAGCCACUGCCGGCGGCGCUCGAGACGCUAGUGGCCGAGUUCUUGGCGCGGCGCGGGGAGGGCAGCCCGACGGCUUCCGCCGGCGCCGCCGCGGGAGUCGACGCAGGACGCGCCGGCGCUCCUGCGGCCAUCGGCCGCACAGGCGCCGCCUCCGAGGGCUCGCCCGCGGAGCAGCAGCAGUCGGAUGAGGAGCUGGCCGGGGCGCUGCAGCCUCGCGUCAUGGAGUGGCGCGGCCGCUGCAGGCAGGUAGUCCAGCGCCCCGCGGGUCCCAACGACCUCACCGCUCCGCCUGCCGCCGUUGGCGCUGGCGGGGCGGCAAACACGCAGGCAGACGACCACACGCCAGCGGGCGACCUGGAGUCCCGCCACACGGUGGCGGCUGAGAGGGGCGAGCUCCCUGGGCUCCCGUGGUGGGACGCUCUGGACCUAGCAGGCGCACUCCGCGAGCCAGUGCCGACCUGGACGGCUGUCCCUGACAGCCUCACGGCAGCCGCGGGCGACUUGCUGGCAGCCGCACUCAAGGCGGUCGCUGCGCAGCCAGCCCGGGGGGGCGCUUGGACGCGACUGCUGCUUUUGCCGCGCCUGCUCUUUGCCAUCCCUCCCGGGGGUGAUGACGAACAGGAGGCCGCGUCUGCCACGAAGGUUCUUACCGCGAGGAUCCGGCAGGCGUGGGCGGGCGACUGGGCCGGCCUCUGGGCGGCGACGGCGCGCCCUGGCGACGGCGACGGAGGCGGCCGACGCCCGCCAGACCUGGCGGCGCAGGCCCGCCGGGUGCACGAGCUGCUGAUGCUUGGGGAGGUGUCCCGGGCCGCCGCGGCCGCCGGGGGCCCUGGGAAACUGGCCACUGGGGCCGGCGCGGGCUCCCAGCUCACCGCGCUCUUCCCUCCGGCAGGCAAGGCGGCGCUCGUGGAGGUGCUGGGCUGUCUCCUGCGCGGCGAGGCGCCCGCGUCGGCAGCGCAGGCGCUGUUGGGCGGCCGCCUGAUCCCGCUUCAGAAGCCACAGGGCGGGGUGCGGCCCCUCGCCUGCGGGGAGACGCUGCGCCGCAUGGCGGCGAAGGCGGCGACGACGCAGCACAAGGAGAUCAUCGCCCAGGCGGUGGGUCCGCGCCAGUACGGCGUUGGGCGGCGCAACGGCGUCGAGCUGAUGCACAAGGUGGUGGCCGGCGCCGUGGAGGCAUCACCACAGAGGGCGGUUUUGUCGCUGGACGUGGCAAACGCCUUCAACGAGGUGGACCGGGACGUCGUCACCCGCGAGGUCACGAGCAGGCUCCCGCCCCUCGCGCGCCUCGCAGCCGCGUGGUACGGAGGGAACACCACGCACGGCGCGCACCUCUCUGGCGCUGUCACCGCGGCCUGGGGUAUCGUGGAGAGCACCCUCGGCAACGCGACCGAGUGUGCGGUCGCGUACGGCUUGGUCGGCUCGCUGAAGUGGGGACAGCGGUUCGACAUCCAGUGGCGCGGUGGCGAGAGCCUGCAAGCUCGCGUCGCCGUCGCGCCGUGCACGCCGACCGACUAUCAGGAAGUGACGAGUCUAGCUCCGAGCGAGAAAGCCGAGGAGGACGGGAGGUUGUGGUAUAUGGCGACGCCCGACGGAGACGUCUACCCUCACGAGCUGACGGUCCAGGCGCUGCGCAUCAUCGUGCCAUACGACAUGAGGGAUCGGAGGCAGCUGCUCAACAGAGAAGGGGCCAACCCGGUGGGCGUCGGCACGUACGGCAGGGACUGGGUCAUGAGCCCCGCGGCCUUCGCGUUGCAGUUGCGGUUCGUCUUGGGGCAAUCGCUCGACGAGGUGCUGGAGACGGCGGUGGUGUCGGCUGGAGCCCCCGAGGAGCCCGAGGCGGAGGCGAGGCCAGCGGCGGCGAGACCGCCUUCAGGAUCGGCCUUGGCCUCGGCGGAGAUUCCGAGUGAGUGGGGCCUCGGCCGCGGACGCCUCCCUGACCCCUCGCCGUCGCGUUGGCGCUGCAUCGCCUCGAGCGACGGUGGGGGGAGGGGGCUGCUGCCCGACGAGGAUCUCGACGCCUUCGUGCUCGCGUCGGGGUUCGGCAUGGCGAUGAAGGGGGGCCGCACGAUGUUGGUGCGGGCUCUCCCUCCUGACGGUGGCGACGAGCUCGACGCGCGCGUGCUCGCGCUGCGGGCCAACGCCACGGAGCGUUUCCUCGGGAUGCGUGAGGCCGUGGCGGAGCUCACCGAGACGCACUGGGACUUCUUCCCGAUCAGUGGGCCCCGCACCGUGAAGUGGGUGUGUGAGUUCGUGCGAGAGAAUGACGUGACAUUCAGAUCUCGGCACGCCAAGUUCAAGGCCGAGACGGGGCUGUCAUCCUCGGACCAGGACGUCUCCGUCCACGAGCUCUGCUGCCGCAUCAUGCACCUGCUGCUGACGUACGAUCAGCUCAAUGGCAGCGAGCUGUCGUGUGCGGAGCUGGUGUGCCGCCGACUCCAGAUGGCCGAGUACCGCCAUCGCGAGAGGAUUCUCACGACGUCCCGAGGUGACGAGCUGCUCGAGGACUCGCACCUGUACCUCGGGACGGGCGAGACCCGCGGGCUGGUCUGCAUCUCGCCGAAGCUGCUCGCGUUCGUGACGGACGAGCUCCACAAGGAGAGCCUCGUCCUCAAGGAGCGGCGGAAGCUGAAGGAGGAGCGGAUGGCCUCGCGGGGGGACGACGCACACGGUGGUGGCGGCGGCGGUGACGGGCGGGCGCGUCUCUCAGGGAUGCAGAGCACCGUCGAUCGGCAGAAGUCGGAGAUCGAGAAGUUGAAGAAGCAGUUGGCGGGUGGACCCAAGUCGGACCCUAAGGGAAAGGGCCGUGGAGGUGCCGCCGCUGGCGGGGAGGGGGGCUGA
Messenger RNA from Prorocentrum cordatum, 6777 nucleotides. The record is from the annotation of a GenBank genome assembly. NCBI's taxonomy places the organism in Eukaryota, Dinophyceae, Prorocentrales, Prorocentraceae.